AUGAGCGAGACGCCGCUGAACCUGCUGAAGUUGAACCUGGACGAGCGGGUGUACGUGAAGUUGCGUGGGGCGCGGAGCAUGGCGGGGACGCUGCAGGCGUUCGACUCGCAUUGCAACAUCGUGCUGAGCGACGCCGUCGAGACGCGGUACGAGCUCGUCGACGGCGAGUUGCGCAGCACUGAGAGACCCUCUGAGAUGGUGUUUGUCCGUGGGGACUCUGUCACGUUGGUGACCACGCCCGAGGACGAAUAG
Molecule: messenger RNA, 252 nt
Organism: Huiozyma naganishii CBS 8797
Lineage: Eukaryota; Fungi; Ascomycota; Saccharomycetes; Saccharomycetales; Saccharomycetaceae
Gene: LSM3
Product: U4/U6-U5 snRNP complex subunit LSM3
Exons: 1
Coding region: 1-252 (83 amino acids)
Biological process (GO): P-body assembly; mRNA splicing, via spliceosome
Cellular component (GO): P-body; catalytic step 2 spliceosome; U4/U6 x U5 tri-snRNP complex
Molecular function (GO): RNA binding
Source: RefSeq, a predicted model, not a curated record